AUAAAAGAAAAGAAAGACAUAGUCAAUUGAGUAUACUUUCCUGUUCACAUAGUACCCCAUAAGGCAACCUCUCUGGAAAUUAUCCAAUGAGAAUCUAGAACAGAAGUGCUGAAACCAGAAGAGAGGCAACAAAGAGAAGCACUCAAAGAAGAGUCGAAAAAACACUUGGGAAAAAAUGCAAUCACUUUGCAUAAAAGAGGCUUCAACAGCCUGUUUUAAUGGUUGCUGCCCAGCUUCAUUUCUCACCCUGCCUGGGCCCCAUGGUUCCACACCCAACUCCACCACCAGCGCCACCGUUUCCCAGUUUGAUUUCGCCACUGCCGCGGCUUCAUCUCUCCACCCCAACACCCAAUUUACCAACCAUGAAUCCAUCCCUCCGUUAUCUGAAUUGUGUUGUAAUUUCAACAAAGCAUUUCCACAAUACUCAAGAACCCGUCAGGCCGACGAGAUUCGAGCACAGGAUUAUUAUCAUCUCUCCCUUUCAAACCAUGUUUGUCUUGAUUACAUUGGUCAUGGCCUCUUCUCUUAUUCCCAGCAACAGGGUCAUUACUCCACUGCUGCAAUGGCCUCAUCAUCAUCGUCAUCUCCGCCUCUAACGCAGAAUUCAAAUGCCUCCACUGUGCCCUUCUUUGAAAUUUCAUACAAGUCGGCAAAUUUGAAUUCUCAGGUACUGUACGGUGGCCAAGAAUCGAAAUUUGAAUCUGUAAUCCGAAAAGGAAUCAUGAGAUUCAUGAAUAUUUCCGAAGAUGAUUACUCCAUGGUUUUCACUGCAAACCAAUCAUCUGCUUUCAAACUUGUAGCAGACUCUUAUCCCUUCCAGUCUAAUCCAAAUCUUGUUACCACUUAUGAUCACCAGAGUGAUGCAGUUGAAGCAAUAAUCGAUACAUCGAAGAAGAAAGGUGCCCGAAUAAUGUCGGCCGAGUUUUCGUGGCCUUCUCUCAGAAUCCAUUCGAGAAAACUAAGGAAGAUGUUGGUGAGUAAGAGAAAUAAAAGGAAAAGGGGACUGUUUGUUUUCCCACUUCAGUCUAGAAUAACUGGAACUCGGUAUUCUCAUCAAUGGAUGAGCAUUGCAAGAGAGAAUGGUUGGCAUGUCUUGCUUGACGCUUCUGCAUUAGGAGCUAAGGAUAUGGAGACUUUGGGUCUCUCUCUUUUUCAGCCAGACUUUCUCAUUUGCUCCUUUUUCAAGGUCUUUGGGGAAAACCCAUCUGGGUUUGCUUGCUUGUUUGUGAAAAAGUCCAGUGCCUCAGUGUUAAAGAAUUCCACUACAAGCACAGGGAUUGUUAGUAUUGUACCAGCUUCAAGAUUAUAUGAUUCUCUUGACCAAUCAGCCAUUACUAAUAUAGAUACCAAACAACAAAUAAAAUUUGAGUUAGAGAAAGAUGAAUCAGAUUUGCCAUUGCCAAGCUCAUCAUCCAGCUCAAUUUCUGGUCAGAAGAGUGAAAAAAGUUCUGAAAAAAUCCAAGAAAUCGAACAAGUCCGGUUGAAACAGAAGGAACUAUCGUUCACAGAAAUUGUAGAAUUGGACAAACCACAGUACACAACGCAAUGCGAAAGAAUUGGUACUAGUAUGAGUGAGAGUGCAGAGAUUCAAUGUAGGGGCUUGGAUGAUGCGGAUUCUUUGGGGUUGAUCCUGAUCAGUAGCAGAGUAAGGUAUCUGGUCAACUGGGUGGUGAAUGCAUUGAUGAGUCUUCUACACCCACAUUCUGAAAAUGGAUUUCCCUUGGUUAGAAUCUAUGGACCAAAGUUAAGAAUUGACCGAGGACCAGCUGUUGCAUUUAAUAUAUUUGAUUGGAAAGGGGAAAUAGUUGAUCCAACACUUGUACAGAAGCUAGCUGGAAGAAACAACAUUUCUCUUGGCUAUGAAUUCUUGCAUAACAUCUGGUUCUCUGACCAGCAUGGUAAAGAGAGAGAGAGGGUGUUAGAGAGAAGAAGUAUAGAAGAUGGAACAGUGGGAAGAAAGAGGAGACCAGAGAGAUAUGAAACUGGUAUACCUGUGAUCACUGCUUCACUGGGGUUCUUGACAAACUUUGAUGACAUGUACAGGCUCUGGGCAUUUGUUUCCAGGUUUUUGGAUGCAGAUUUUGUGGAGAAAGAGAAAUGGAGAUACAUGGGUCUUAAUCGAAUGACUGUUGAAGUAUAGAGUAAACUAAUUGUUUCAUUCUUUCUACACAAUGAUG
Messenger RNA from Ilex paraguariensis (yerba mate), 2177 nucleotides. NCBI's taxonomy places the organism in Eukaryota, Viridiplantae, Streptophyta, Magnoliopsida, Aquifoliales, Aquifoliaceae. The record is from the annotation of a GenBank genome assembly.